This is a messenger RNA of Cuscuta campestris, 2174 nucleotides long. NCBI's taxonomy places the organism in Eukaryota, Viridiplantae, Streptophyta, Magnoliopsida, Solanales, Convolvulaceae. The record is from the annotation of a GenBank genome assembly.
GAAUACUCCAUACUCCAUAAUAACUUGGGGAGAAAAAGGAUUAGAUUUAUGGAGUAUGUUCGCCAUAUGUAGGGUUAGUUGGAGUCAGUCAUAAUGAUAUAUAUAAAUGCAGAAACUGAAAUAAUGGAAAAAGAGGAUUAAAUCUCAGUUAUUCCGUUAUUCCUCCCGGUUUUAUAGCUCAGAAGAUAUUGAUCCAAGAUUGAGUCCACAUUCUUCAAGGAAUCGGCAGCGAAGAGGGCGAAAAUGGCGUUGAGACAUUUGGGGAUUGCGAUUUCUAUUUUGAUUUUGUGGAACCCAUCGUCGUCGUCGUCUGUGGUGAAGGCCGAGGAUGACUACAAGUUCUUCACUUGGACUGCGACCUAUGGAACUGCUUCUCCCCUAGGCGUUCCUCAACAGGUGAUACUCAUUAAUGGUCAAUUUCCAGGCCCAAGCUUAGAUGUGGUCACUAAUGACAAUAUCAUCCUCAACCUCAUCAAUAAGUUGGAGCAGCCACUCCUCUUGACAUGGAAUGGAAUCAAGCAGAGGAAGAACUCAUGGCAAGAUGGAGUUUUAGGGACCAAUUGCCCCAUCCCACCAAAUUCAAACUACACAUACAAGUUUCAAACUAAAGAUCAGAUUGGUAGCUACACAUACUUCCCAUCAACUUUCAUGCACAAAGCCGCAGGUGGUUUCGGAGCACUCAAUGUUCACGCCAGAUCAGUCAUUCCGGUUCCUUAUGCAAAACCUGAUGGAGAUUUCAGUUUACUUAUUGGUGAUUGGCACAAGACUAGUCACAAGGAACUGCAACAAAUUUUGGAUUCAGGAAAAUCUCUGCCCUUCCCUGAUGGCCUACUUAUAAACGGGAAGAGUCGGUCUACUUUUAGCGUAAAUCAAGGCAAGACUUACAUGUUCAGAAUCUCAAAUGUGGGGCUGUCAACAUCCAUAAACUUUAGAAUUCAAGGCCACAAAAUGAAGCUAGUCGAGGUUGAAGGGUCCCACGUUGUCCAGAACUUUUAUGAUGCUCUUGAUGUGCACGUCGGUCAAUCUCUUUCUGUUCUUGUCACUUUGGAUCAGCCACCCAAGGACUAUUUCGUCAUUGCGUCGACACGGUUCACUCAACGAGUUCUUAACUCAGUUUCUGUGCUGCACUACACAAACUCUCGCUCAGCUGUUUCUGGACCAGUGCCAGAUGCCCCGGCUGGCGAAGUGCAAUGGUCUUUGGCCCAAGCAAGAUCAUUUAGGUGGAACUUGACAGCGAAUGCUGCGAGGCCCAACCCUCAGGGCUCAUUCCACUAUGGAACUAUUACUCCUUCAACAACGAUUUUGCUGGCCAAUUCAGCGCCAGUAAUUGGUGGGAAGCAGAGAUAUGCUGUCAAUGGAGUGUCUUACAUAGACCCAGACACCCCUCUCAAGCUUGCUGAUUACUUCAACAUCCCCGGAGUCUUCAAUCUCAAUGCCAUCAAGAGUUCUCCUUCUGCCAGUGCCACCCUUGCUACGUCUGUGCUUCCAACUUCUCUUCAUCAGUUUGUUGAAAUCGUAUUCCAAAAUGACGAGAACGCCCUGCAGUCUUGGCACCUGGAUGGCUAUGAUUUCUGGGUCGUAGGAUUUGGCUCUGGAAAAUGGACGGAUGCUAGUAGAAAGAGCUACAAUCUUGUUGAUGCUCUUACAAGACACACAACACAGGUUUAUCCAGGAUCAUGGAGUGCAAUACUGGUGUCAUUGGACAACCAAGGAAUGUGGAAUCUGAGGUCUGCAAUAUGGGAUAGGCGUUACCUAGGGCAGCAGCUGUAUCUAAGGGUGUACAACUCGGUUCAGAAUUUCGCAAACGAAUAUGAUAUACCUUCUAAUGCUCUUCUUUGUGGGAGAGCUGUUGGGCAUCGACAUUAGAAGAACGAGUGAUGGUGGUUUGUUUUUUGGGUGACCAUUCAUUUCAUUCUGGUGCUUGGAUAUAAUAUUUCUCAUGUACUUUGAAUAUCUCAGAUACAGAUGAGUGAUUUUAAAAACCAACUUAAUUUUUUGGGAUCAUUGAAGUAUUGAUACCUGGGAAAUUAUUAGUUUGUAGUGCUUAAUAUGAAACCCACGCACCCUGAAAUGUUUGUAGUGGCACACACUAUGUUCAUUAGGUAAGCCUGCUAUGGUGAAUGGUGGUGCCCCCCACUCCCUCUUACGAGUACUAAUAUAAGUUUUUUUUAUAU